UUUCCAACCAUUUCCAUUCAUUUUAGCCAAGUCACAUGAAGAACACAUAUAAAUGUAAAAUAUUUCAAGAACAGUUUAUACAUUAUUGUGCAUUUGCGUUAAUUGGUAGAAUACACGAGGCCAACGAAAUCGAAGGCUAAAAAAAGAUACAAGAUUGUUGUAAGUGAAAUUUAAACACAAGCCUUUCGAUGAGAAUGGUGCGCCCCAAUCGUCGCAAGGGAAUCGAGGAGGUGUACGGUUCCAAGAUGGAUUCCCUGCACCCGGUCAAGUCCGUGGCGAUCUCUCAUGCAGGGAUGACCAAAACAACCACAGUGAGAGGAGCUGCAGGUCCAAAUGGGGGAGCCGGUGGAGGAACCAUUAGCUCCCGGCAAACCGAUGGUCGCACACAGCGCAGUUUUGUCACCGAAAACGAUUACUAUAUUACCACUAAUUUACCCUUGACGGCGGCUAAUUUGCGGAAUGCCCCCAGUGCGAUGACGCAGGCAUCGCCAUCGCAGAUGAUUCCUGGUCAUCCACAGCCAUCGCCCUAUAAUGCCAUGUCCUCGAGGCGAAACCAAAUGGCCAACAAGGCCAGUGCCCGUCAGCCGACGAAGACUGCGCAUUUUGGCCAGGGAGAGGGUAAGAUUAACAACUAUAGUGUGGCUAAAUCAAAGGAGGCCUAUAGAAUGCAGCACCAGCAUCAUGGAAAGGCAAAUAAUACCCAGAGGGGCAACUAUCCCAUGGAUGAUAAUGCCGAGUUCUCGGAUAAAGAGCUAAUGGCGCCCCAGCCGCAGCAGGCAAAUCUGGGAAAUCUGCGCCGGCACAAUCAGCAUUCUCAUGCACAUCAGAUGCAAAUGCAAAUGCAAUCGGGAAUAAUGCAGCAUCCACCGCAGCAUCAGCUUCACCAGCAGCAGAUGUCGAAUCACAGCCAGUUGAAGCAUCACCAGCAACAACAACCGCAUUCACAUCCGCAUCCACAUCCGCACCCACAUCCGCAUCAGAAGCACUCGCGUGGGCGACAGCCAAUUCCGACGAGCAAGGUGCACGUGAGUACCGCCGAUGACGAUGAGAAGGAGGACGAUCCCGAGGAGUUCUUCGAGCUGAUUCGCCAAACCGUCCAGACGGCCGUAGGAAACACCAUUUCGGAUGCAUUGGUAAAGAACUUUCGGGAUCUCAGCCACAAAAUCGAAAGGUUCUCCGGCGAGUUGAAGCAGACCAACGAGAAUCUGGACAAACUGCAGGAACAGGUUACCAGUAAGGUUAUAUACUACGGCGAAGAGAACUCCCGGCACUUUCGCUACUUGUGCAUGAAGUCCGAGUACGAUAAGAUGUUCUACCAGCAUCAAUCGCUGAUGACGGGCAAACCAAGUCCCGAGAUGAUCAAUCUUUCCAAGGCAAACCUAGUAGCAGCUGCCUCGGCGGGUAAAAGUCUGGGAUUCAAGCCAUCUCAGAGUCUAAAGCACCAAGGGGGAAAGAGUCACAAGAAUCACACAAAAGUGUCUAGUUCACAAAAGAAGGAGAUGAACGAAAGUCUGAAGAAUUCGGGGGCCUAUCACAGUGCUUCCAAGGCUCAGCAGCCGAUUGUGGCAGCCCGUAAAUCCUCUUCGGACCAAAGCUUAGUUGGAAAAUCCUCUGAUUUUGGCGUUCGCGAGGUCCUCGAUCACAUUCAGCGCUACUGCACUCAGGUGCAAAUGAAGGAAAUGAACGGACAUGUGAGUGUUGAUGGUCAGCUGCCCAAUCUCGAGGACAUUUUGAUGCCCAAGAAAAUGUCCAGUGGUGGACUGAGUGAGCCGGGUGCUAAAAGCUCUCGUAAGAUCGCCGGCUGUCAGGGUGAUAAAAAGGAUGACGACACAGAGGUGGAAACUCCGGUCGAUAGUAUGGAUGAGACCUACACGGAGGUCGACGACUUCCAGUUCUCCUCGGAAAUCUCAUCGUGCAGCGAGGACGAUGAUUGUGGCUUGAAAUAUCCGAGUGGAGCGGCCACAGCUCGUCCUUCAGCCAAAUCAAAUAGAAGGCCGGUCAACAAGGGCGCCGGAGAUGGUCAGUAAUGUAAUGCCAAUGGACUAGCUAUAAAUAUUUCUUACCAGAUCAGACAAAUGAAUAAGCUACGAAGGAGGAGGAGUAAUCUAUACCCCAUAAAUCAUCUUAAUACUUGUUUAAAUCUUUCCUUUGGAAUGCUCUAAAUUUCCCCUCAAAUAACGUAAAACCCAAAAAAUGUAAUAUUUAAAUUUAGACUACGUAUUUAAAAAAAUUGGCAAUAACUUAUGGAUUGCUUGUACUCAAUCCAAUCAAUUUUGGGAUUCAUAAUUAAACUGUGUUCAAAAUCAAUAAAAU
Molecule: messenger RNA, 2313 nt
Organism: Drosophila takahashii
Lineage: Eukaryota; Metazoa; Arthropoda; Insecta; Diptera; Drosophilidae
Product: lateral signaling target protein 2 homolog
Source: RefSeq, a predicted model, not a curated record